UAAAAAUAUAUAUCGGUCUAAUACAACAGAAACACUUUUUCGUUGUCUAUCAUAUGUAUAUCGUAUAUCAUAUCUCGUAUCAGAGAAAUACCGAAGAGGUAGUUGAACAUACGAUGUAUAUAAUUCGUCAUAGUGAUGUGGUUAAAGUAGAAUGAAAUUGAGACGUAAGUAAAAUUAAUGGGGAAUGAAAAAAGUGCCCUUAAUGGGCUGAAAAUUGACGAAAAACCUGUGGAAAUAACUGAUUUUUGGACGCAUUAUAUGGCCUGUGUGAAUGGAUACAAUGCACAAAGGAUUUCAGUGUUUGUCAGUGAGCCAUCUUUACAUUAUAAUGCAAAUUUUGGAAAUCCAUCGCCUUUAGAGAAAGCUGCAAAGAAUCUAAUGUUAUAUAGACAUCCAUGUAUAUUGAAGUACGUUUCUUCAUGGUCAAAAGGUAGUAAAUUUUUCCUAGCUACUGAACAAGUUAAACCUUUAAUUCAAUCAAUAGAAACCCAGAAUACACUGCAAAUAUGCAUGGGCUUAUAUAGUAUUUUACGUGCAUUGGUUUUUCUUCAUGAAAAAGCAUUUGUAUCUCAUAAUAAUCUUUGCGAAAGUUCUAUUUAUGUUACACCUGAGGGAUGUUGGAAACUUGGAGGACUGGAAUGUCUAUGUAAAUUUAAUGAUUUGACUUCUUCUUAUUUACAAAAAAUAAAAAGCUACAGAUGCGAGAAAGCGAUUUCUAUUAACGAAGAUGCAACUAUUACUUUAACAAAUUUUACAACAAUUGAUGUGUAUGCAUUUGGAGUUUUAGCUGAAGAUAUAUUGAGACAAAAGGAUCCAGAUGAUGUACCUAGUCUUUCAGAGUUUAAACAGUUCUGUAAAGAAAAUCUGCAAAAUCCAGAUCCUUCUCUAAGGUGCGAAUUGUCCCAUGUACUACAACAUCCAUUCUUUACCCACGAUUUUAUGAGAAUAUAUGCAUUUUUAAAUGAGUUAGUGUUAAAAAGUAAUAAGGAAAAAGAAAUAUUUUUUGGAACCUUAAUAACACAAUUAAGAAUGUUUCCUGAAAAUAUUGUAGCUGAACAAUUAGGUCGUUUACUUCUUUCAAGAAUGGUUUUAUUAGAUACAACAGCACAAGAACAGCUUUUACCAUUUAUUUUAAAACCAAAAGAUGGAAAUGACAAUACAGAUAGUAACUUAUUUUCAAUUUCUACAUUUAAAGUCUAUUUGGUACCCAAACUAUUGCAGAUGUUUUGUAUACGAGAUGUAUCAAUACGUUUAGUACUUUUGUCAUAUUUUAAUUCUUUUGUGCAUAUAUUUCAAGUAGAUGAAUUGAAAUCUCAAGUACUUCCUGAAUUACUUGUUGGAAUUAAAGACACAAAUGAUCAUCUUGUAUCUGCAACAUUAAAAGCAUUAGCUGACAUAGUUCCAAUCUUAGGCGCUGCCACAGUAAUCGGUGGUAAUAGAGGGAAGUUAUUUACAGAUGGACGACCAAAUAAACUGAAAGAUAACAAGAAAACUAAGAACAGUAUAAAUGCUGAAUUCGUGAUUCCUACGGAUAGUAUUCAAAAAGUAAUUGAUUUACCUGAAAGACCAUCUCCAGAUGGAGGUGAAGAUAAAAAAGAGAUUACUUCUUCCAUUACCGAAGAAGAAUACACGUGGUCUGAUUGGGACAUACAAGAAACUGCAGACAUGCAUGCUCGAAUUUCACAGUCUUCCGACGCAAUUUUUCAAUCUCAAUCCAAUUCCAAUGAUAUUUCGAUUUCGGAUUCAACAUUAAGGAUUACUACAGAUGCAGUAUUAAAUAUAGAUAAAAAUAAAACAAGCGAAUUGAAAUUAACAAAGAAGUCAGCUGGUAUUAUAUCCGAUAUUUCAGAACUUGAUAUUAAAAAUUCAAAAUUAAUAGAUACUUGUAAAGAAGAAUAUGAUUAUUUCACAGACAUGGAGCCUGUGAUAAAGAAGACACAGAUUUUACACAUACAACAACCACAAAUAUUAUCAAAAAGUGUAUUUGACAUAAAAGCGCUAAAUGGAUUAGAAACAUCUGAAGAAAAUAAUGGCUGGGAGGAGGAUUUAAGCGAUUGGGGAACAGAAGAUGUUCAUGAAAUAAAAACUUGAAUAAAUAUAUAUUACUCCUUAUAAUAUUUUUUGUAUAUAAUAUUUUUAUUUCGAAAAAAUAAGUUAAUUGAAAUUAUUUGCUUAACCCAUCUACUACCACACGUCACACAUAUGUAACACAUUCUAAAAACCGCUUAGAUUGUCUACUAAUCAUUUUGUACUAUCACAUAUAUAAAAGUAUAUAUCGUAUUAUGUAACAUAUUGAAAAUUUGAAA
Messenger RNA from Bombus impatiens (common eastern bumble bee), 2306 nucleotides. Its product is annotated as protein-associating with the carboxyl-terminal domain of ezrin. The transcript has 6 exons. The coding region runs from base 178 to 2091 and encodes 637 amino acids. Gene Ontology annotation, biological process: protein phosphorylation. Gene Ontology annotation, molecular function: ATP binding; protein kinase activity. Lineage: Eukaryota; Metazoa; Arthropoda; Insecta; Hymenoptera; Apidae. The record is from RefSeq and is a predicted model, not a curated record.